Molecule: messenger RNA, 2700 nt
Organism: Lachnellula hyalina
Lineage: Eukaryota; Fungi; Ascomycota; Leotiomycetes; Helotiales; Lachnaceae
Gene: pyp1
Product: Tyrosine-protein phosphatase
Exons: 2
Coding region: 1-2700 (899 amino acids)
Biological process (GO): protein dephosphorylation
Molecular function (GO): protein tyrosine phosphatase activity
Source: RefSeq, a predicted model, not a curated record
AUGGUUACAAAGGCUGCAACAAGGCCGACUCCUCGGUCUUCCCAUUCCCACUCCCACUCCCACUCCCAUCGAACCUCUGCAAACCCCUCGAUAACUCCCCUGAGUCCCACUUCGCGAGUCCCCCAUUCCGUUGGACAGGCCCUUCCUCCUCCCUCAUCAUUGCGAUCGCCAGAGCAUCAAGUCGAAGCACGAACACCCAGUCCCAACUACUUCGGCUUGGUCGUCGAUCCUACGACUAAUCCUCGAGACUCAGCUGUGGGCCCGAAAGAUAAUUGGAGUCCUCCUACCUCGUCCAUAGCCUCUUUCGGAGGCGCCUCGCCGAAGCGCAUAUCGAUAGAGACACAUCCAGAUUUUGAACUGUUCAGAAGGCGGACUGAGGAGGGCAAUGCCUUCAAUCUUGGCCAUGGAAACCUAUCCCAUUUCGCUGCUACCCCGGGAGACCAUACACGUCCGAGACUCGACCGGAAACAUACACGCCCAGAUACAGAACAAUAUUUUCCACCCAUAGCUCAGUCAGUUAGCCGCAAUGCUACACCUGACCCAAUGGAUCUUGAUCGAGGACAUGAUCCUAUACCUACCAGUACCCAAGAUCUUAAGCGAACGUCCUUAGGAGCGCCUUCAUUUUUUGAUAUUCCUCGUCAGGAAUCUCCUGCUGAAAUAAGUUCUCUGCACCCCUCAACUCAGCGUAGCGCUCUCUCAAAUCUCGAUGAUAGACAUCCCCGUCUUUCGUUACCUCAGUAUAGACUUGAUCCUCCAUCGCCACACGUGAAACUACAGCAGCGUGGGGAGCAUCAGCGCGCAGAAACCCUUCCUUCUUCCUUGAAAGAAGGGCCUGCAAUGAUCUCGCCAGCCAAGUUACGAGAUAUCUUGGAUCGACUUCCUUCAAGUCAGGUCUUACUAUUAGACCUGCGCGUAUUCCCUCAGUUUUCAACAUCCCGCUUAAAGGGGGCUUUGAAUCUCUGCAUCCCUACCACUUUGCUGAAACGGCCGUCAUUUACCUUGCAAAAACUUCAAGAGACCUUUGCAAAUGACGGUGAGAAAGAAAGAUUUGCUGCGUGGAGGUCUGCUCAAUACAUCGUGGUCUAUGAUGCAUACUCAACCGACAAGAAAGAUGCCCUCUCCGCAGUGAAUACUUUGAAGAAGUUUGUCAAUGAGGGUUGGAAGGGUUCUAGCUAUAUCUUGAGAGGUGGAUUCGCUGAAUUUUCCACAAUCUUCCCGGAGCUCAUUGAUAAUCGGUCAACCCAGGCGCUUCAACCCUCGAAGAUCAAUUUAUCUUUGGGGACUUCGGCUCCUGGAGUUGCACGGGUUGCUGGGGGUUGUGCGAUGCCUGCCACAAACGAGCCCGCGAAUCCAUUCUUCAGCAACAUCAGACAGAAUCAGGACUUGAUUGGGGGUGUAGGGCAGAUGGAUAUCAUGUUGCCAGAGGAUCUGACUCAAGAUAUUCAAAGAUGUCUUCCAGCCUGGCUAUCCAAAGCGGCCGCCCAAGAAGACCAUGGGAAACGAGUGGCAGACAAGUUCUUAAACCUCGAGCUUGCUGAGCAGUCCAGAAUGAAGAAGGCCCUUUCCUCGGAUGUCUCAUAUGGAACUCCGGCUACAGAUGCCAAACAUAUCCAGAUUGCUGGUAUUGAGAAAGGAGGCAAGAAUAGGUAUAAUAACAUAUGGCCAUUUGAGCAUGCCAGGGUCAGACUCCAAGGUCGUCCCACGGGCGCUUGCGAUUAUGUCAAUGCAAGUCAUGUGAAGGCAUCGCGGAGCAAUAAACGGUAUAUUGCGUCGCAGGGUCCACUCCCGACUACCUUUGGGGACUUCUGGAGUGUUGUCUGGGAUCAAGACGUUCGAGUAAUUGUAAUGUUAACGGCCGAGAAAGAGGGUGGUCAAUUAAAGUGCGAUCCAUACUGGUCAAGUCAAGAGUAUGAUAAAUUAAAACUCACAAAAAUUUCGGAAAAGAAGAUAUCCUUGGGUCCGAGGAACCACCACCACCGUUCAUCAUCAAGAGAUGGCAACGAUUCUGGCCGAAGGAGAGCCAAUACUACCACUGAAAGUGCACCCAGACCUCAGUCACCCGAGCAACCGCAUGCUAUCAUUCGAAAGUUCACACUCAAGCACUCUGCUCAACCUUUCUCUCCCAUACGGGAAAUAACUCAGGUUCACUACUCUUCUUGGCCGGACUUCGGAGCUCCUGCGAACCCGAAUCAAAUACUUUCCCUCGUCGAACUAAGCAAUUCAAUACAGCGGUCUUCCUCGUCCCCCAGCCAGACAACUCGCUCUAAUGAGCCAGAAUUGGACUUAUCUCCUCGGCCGGUGCUGGUACACUGCAGUGCAGGGUGUGGCCGCACGGGUACCUUCUGUACAGUUGAUUCCGUGAUUGAUAUGCUAAAACGACAGCGCAAGGAAAUGAAGAGUGGAAUUGAGCCAAUGGAGAUCACACCCGCUUCAAAUAGUGGCGACUAUAUAGGCAAGGGGAAAAAUGCUGCGCUCGACAAGGAUUGGAUAUUCGAUCCAGAUUUAGAUCUUAUUGAGAAGACGGUGGAGGACUUCAGGGGUCAAAGACUCAGCAUGGUACAAAGCUUGAGGCAGUAUGUAUUGUGCUACGAGACUCUGCUAGAAUGGAUUACCCAGCAAAGCAUCGGGACAACCAGAUCUGGUAGAGAUCGAAGUGGCAGCCAUGGUAGCGCCGUUGAGAGGACUUCUCGUGGUGGCUAG